Molecule: messenger RNA, 569 nt
Organism: Ilex paraguariensis (yerba mate)
Lineage: Eukaryota; Viridiplantae; Streptophyta; Magnoliopsida; Aquifoliales; Aquifoliaceae
Source: the annotation of a GenBank genome assembly
AUGGCGGUGGCAGAUUUAACUCAAACUAUUCCGUACACCAAAAUUAAUGUUCACCCUUCAAAACUUUCAUACGUAUCGACACGUCUCUCCAAUCACCGGCGCAUCGCUCUCCGGCCUUUCCCUCAGACCCGAAAUGCGAGAAUAUGUUGCUCUGUCACGUCCAAUCAAGUUGAAGCACCAGUCGCUGUGCAAACCCAAGACCCAAAGAAGAAGCCCGAGUGCUUCGGCGUCUUCUGCCUUACUUAUGACCUGAAGGCUAAUUAUGAACGUUCAUUUUUGUCUGUGGCUAUAGGUGUUGUUGUAGCAAUAUUGGUAAAACACUGUUAUAGUGUCAUGGCUGUUGGGUUUGUUGAUUACUUGGUGACUAAGUCCAUAUGACUUAGUCCAUCUUAGUUAUUGGCUUAUUGCUUCUGUUAAUAAUGUCCUGGUUUGUAGGACUUUAGGUUUGAUUCAUUCCUGGAACAGAUUGACCACGUCUUUAGGCUAUGUAAACAUGGUAGCUUUAAUUUUGUAAUUCUGUUUUGUAAGGCUUGUAUAAAGCCAUAGUAUCUUUUAUUGAAUAAACAGGC